AUGGAAGGAAAACUGGCAAAGAACUCCUCAUCCUCAUCGAGAAGCUUGAUGACGCGCCCGAAGACCAAGCUUCCACCGGAGAUCCUCGAACUCAUCGGCAAAUCCGGGAAGAGCGCUUCCGCCUACGUCCGUUUCCGGGCCACCUGCAAAACCUUGUUCUCAAACCUUACCCCUCACCCCCGCCAUCUCCCCUUUCAGCCCCCUUUCCUGAUGCUGUCCCCCACCGCCGAUGGCAGUCGCGGCCGGUUCUUCAACGUUGCCACCUUCUUCACUCAUAACCUCCCGCAGGUUUCCAACAUGACUCGCGGUAAGAUCUGCUUUGGCUCUUCUUUUGGAUGGAUAUUCCUUCUAGACUACAGAUUUAAUCCCUCCCUCCUCAACCCCUUCACCGGGGCCGAGAUCCCCCUCCCUCCUCUCGCCGCCACCCCGGGCAUCUUCGAUAUCCUACCACUGGAUGAUGUCCCAGCCCCACAACUUCUCGCAUUAUUAUGCGGUUACCAUCCAGAUAACAUUAUGGACGAAGAAUUCGUGGACAUGAUAAUGCACCAGGCUGCACUAUCUUCGGAUCCUGCUCUCGAUCCGCACGCUGUCGUGCUCGUCAUUGUCAAAACCUACGCCCCGUACCGUUUCUACUUCUGUCAGCUGGGAGACGCAUCAUGGACCAGGAUACAAAUCCCCGGCAACACUAUAUGUUUUCUUUAUGACUUCAUACCAUUUCCGGAGCGGCAGUUCUAUGCCGUAGCUUCCGAUGACAGGCUGGUUCGCUUCGACUUCAGCAGCCUGCCAGUGAGGGUGACAGUAGCAAGACUUAGAGGCAUGCCCAGAUGCAGACCGGUGUACUUGGUGGGAUCGGCGGGGGAGCUCCUGCUGAUCGGUGAGGGUUACAAAAUUUCUGACCGGAAUGACAGGAUUACCAAGUUGUUCCAUGUUCAUAAGAUCGAUAUUCUGCGCGAGCUGGACGAUGAGCAAGGGUAUGUGCAAGUGUAUCGAGUUCAUAGCAUUGGCGAUCGGGUUGUGUUCCUGGGACCCGGUCACUCUUUCUCCAUCUCGGCUCAAGAUUUCCCUGGGUUUAGAAGGAAUUGCAUCUAUUUCGCCGACACUUACAACAAGCAAUUAGCAGGCAUGGAAUAUGUCAGCGUUGACUGCAUCGAUGUAUUCAGCCUAGAGGAGUACAAUACUGAAGAUAUAUUUAUUUUUAGCGAGGAGGAGAAGAUUGAGUUGCCGAGGUCUAAGCCAAAGAUGCCGUGGUUGGUUUCCCCCAAUCUUAAUUAG
Phoenix dactylifera (date palm) is the source of this 1272-nucleotide messenger RNA. RefSeq names its product F-box protein SKIP23-like. NCBI's taxonomy places the organism in Eukaryota, Viridiplantae, Streptophyta, Magnoliopsida, Arecales, Arecaceae. The record is from RefSeq and is a predicted model, not a curated record.